GGGGCGGUGGGGGGGCGGUGCUGGUCGUGAUUGGCAGCGCGACCCGUCCGUCAGCGGCUGCUCUUGCCGGUGAUUGGUCGAAGCGGCGCGGGGAGGCGGGACCUGAAGAGUCUAUAAAAGGCCCGUGCAGGGGUCGGGGCCUCGUAGGUGCUGCGGGAGCGUCGGGACCGGGCGUGUCAUGGUUAGGCCCGGCCCGGCCCGGCCCGGCCCGGCCUUUACCCGCCCCCAUGGUGCCUCCAGUGAUCUUCGCGCGAAAAGUUGCCUGCUCGUUUGGAGAAGAGAACAGCGUGUCCCACGACAGACAAGAGCGGACCCCGAGCACCCGAAACCGCUGCAGCGGCUCCCUGGGUGAACCGCACAGGUCCCGUCAACGGCUUCUCGUCACGCUGGCUGUGAGCCUGGCUUUGAUUGUAGUCGUUGUUGCAGUGGCAGUGAGCUGGCCCAACGGCCCCCAAGGUGCUGGCACCGCUGCCAAGCUGGGCUGCAUCGAUGGCUGGAUCUGGUACCGGGGGAUGUGCUACUACCUCUCUCAGGACGAGGGGAGCUGGGAGUCGAGCCAGCACAACUGCUCCUCGCUCGGGGCCUCGCUGGCCGUGAUCAAGCGGGAGUGGGAAGUGGAUUUUCUCAGGCAAUUUAAAGGCUCCAUUGACUGCUGGUUUGGCCUGCGGCGAAGGGACGGGCGCCUGGUGUGGGUGGACAACACUGUCUACAACGAAACGUUCCCUGUUGACAGCCAAGGCGAGUGCGCCUACCUGAGCUACGAGCUUCCUGCUAGCACAGGAGCUCAAGGGAUAGUCCUCCAUCCAGAAGUGUCUCUGCAAGUCUUCCUCCCGAUACCAUACUGUGCCUUACACCAUGUCCAGAGAGGAACUAGCGUUACGGUGCUGAACUACUAAAUUUUUCCAAUUAUCGUUGCUACAUAUUUAUACUUAGGCUUUUUAGAAUUAUAGCAUCAUGGAAUGGGUAAGGUUGGAAGGGACUGCUGGAGAUCAUCCAGUCUAACCCCCCCUGCUCAAGCAGGGUCACCUGGAGCAUGUUAGGCAGGGUUGCAUCCAGGCAGGCUUUGAAUCUCUCCAGAGAAGGAGACUCCACAGCCUCCCUGGGCAACCUGUUCCGGUGCUCUGUCACUCUCACAGUGAAGAAAUUCCGCCUCAUAUUCAGGCGGAACUUCCUGUGGUUCAGGUGUUGGCAUUUCCUCUUUUCCUAUUGCAUGGGGCUACUGGAAAGAGUUUGUCCCUGUCCCCUUGAGACCUUCCCUUCAGGUUCUUACAGACAUUGAUGAGAUCCCCCCUCAGUCUGCUCUUCCGCAGGCUGAAGGGGCCCAGCUCUCGCAGCUAUUCCUCACAGGGCAGGUGCUCCAGUCCUCUGAUCAUCCUCGUAGCCCUAUGCUGGACUCUCCCCAGUAGCUCCAUGUCUCUCUCGUACUGGGGAGCCUAGAACUGGACACAGUAGAGUAGAGGGGCAGGAUCAGCUCCGUCGACCUGCUGGCAACACUCUUCCUAAUGCAGCCCAGGAGACCAUUGGCCUUGGCCUACAAGGGCCCAUUGCUGGCUCAUGGUCAACCUGGCAUCCACGAGCACUCCCAGGUCCUUCUCUGCAGAGCUGCUCUCCAGCAGGUUAGCCCCCAGCUUGUACUGGUGCACAGGGUCAUUCCUCCCUAGGUGCAGGACUCGGCACUUGCCCUUGUUGAACCUCAGGAGGUUCCUCUCUGCCCAACUCUCCAGCCUGGCCAGGUCUCUCUGAAUGGCUGCACAGCCCCCAGGUGUGUCAGCCACUCCUCCCAGCUUGGGAUCAUCGCGUGCCUGGAGGUCCUGCUUCUUGAAGACUGGAGUGGCAUUGGCUCUCUUCCAGUCCUCGGGCAUCUCUCCUGUUCUGCAGCCCUCGGCAGAACUCGGUGCAUUCCAGCUGCCCUCUCCCGUAAGGGGCAGCUCCACCACCUCGCCUUCCUGGCGUGUCUCCUAAGCAGCGUGUAGCCGUCCAGGACGGGGCCUGCUUAGAAGCAAUGAGGAGACCAAAGGAAACAUGAAACUCCAGACCUAAAUUUAGCAAUUGGUGCGAACCAUCACGUGGGGCCAGGGAAGUUCAGAGUGUGAGGGUGUAAUUGCCCAGGAUUUCCUUUGUUUGGGGUCCCUCUCUGCGCUGCUAGUUACGCGUGUAGCAUUAAACUUGCAUUAUUCUA
Rhea pennata is the source of this 2179-nucleotide messenger RNA. Its product is annotated as C-type lectin domain family 2 member D-like. Bases 228 to 896 code for a protein of 222 amino acids. Lineage: Eukaryota; Metazoa; Chordata; Aves; Rheiformes; Rheidae. The record is from RefSeq and is a predicted model, not a curated record. The transcript is spliced from 6 exons.